Theileria parva strain Muguga is the source of this 348-nucleotide messenger RNA. RefSeq names its product Rrp15p family protein. The record is from RefSeq and is a predicted model, not a curated record. Bases 1 to 285 code for a protein of 94 amino acids. The transcript is spliced from 5 exons. NCBI's taxonomy places the organism in Eukaryota, Apicomplexa, Aconoidasida, Piroplasmida, Theileriidae.
AUGGAAUCUAAGGAGGAUUUAGAGGAUAAAAGUUCCAUGUUCAAGGGCUUCUCAAAAGCAUUUACAACUGUUAGUAAAAAGACGAAGGAUAAGAUCUCCAAGGAGAAGAAGCCUGAAAAAGAACCUGAAAAAGAGCCUGAACCGCAAUCUUCCACAAAAUCAAAUCGGAAGUUGAGUGUGAGGAUUCCACCGAAGGAAUACUCUGAAGAAUUGGAGAAAAAGUAUAAAAGAAUCGCAACUAAAGGAGUUAAGAAGCUUUUUAUUCUCCUAAACAAUGCUCGUUAAUGUUCACAAAUCUGCAAAAAUUAAUCUCUGAAUGUUCCAUAAUUUCCUACACCAAUUUAUAAU